Messenger RNA from Neurospora tetrasperma FGSC 2508, 2305 nucleotides. RefSeq lists its product as uncharacterized. Lineage: Eukaryota; Fungi; Ascomycota; Sordariomycetes; Sordariales; Sordariaceae. The record is from RefSeq and is a predicted model, not a curated record. The transcript is spliced from 3 exons. Gene Ontology annotation, molecular function: protein binding. The coding region runs from base 1 to 2136 and encodes 711 amino acids.
AUGGCGAAGGAUAAAAAGGGGAAAAGCGAGUCCAAAAAGGCCAAGCUGGCCGAAAAAAAGCAGAAGCAAGAGAAGAAGGCCGAAAAGAAGGCCAAGGUGAAAUCCGCAAGGAUCGAGGGCAGCGACGCCGAGGAUGUCGAUCUCGACGCAGUCCUCGAGGAGUACAAGAAGCAGCAGGAGCAGUUUCUCAAGGUCACGGAAAAUGUUGUCGACGAACCUCCGCGCGCCCGCGCCGCUUCUACUUUGAUGGCCAGCCCCUCCAACAGCAACCAGCUCCUCCUCUUCGGCGGCGAGUACUUCAACGGCGCCCUGGCUACCUUCUUCAACGACCUGAUGGUCUACUACAUUGACCGUGACGAAUGGCGCUGCGUCACUUCGCCCAAUGCUCCGCUCCCGCGGUCCGGCCACGCCUGGACCCGCGGUGGAAACGACAGCACCGGCGUCUACCUCUUCGGCGGCGAGUUCUCGUCCCCCAAGCAGGGGACGUUCUACCACUACAACGACUUUUGGCGCCUCGACCCGUCCACCCGUGAGUGGGCGCGCAUCGAAACCAAGGGAAAGACGCCGCCGGCUCGGUCGGGUCACAGAAUGACUUACUACAAGAACUACAUUAUUUUGUUUGGUGGCUUCCAGGACACGGCACAUCAGACAAAGUACCUCCAGGACCUGUGGCUGUACGACACGCAAAACUUUGUCUGGCACUCCAUCACCCCGCCGCCGGCGCAGCUGAAGCCCGACGCCCGGUCGAGCUUCACGUUCCUGCCGCAUGACCAGGGCGCCGUGCUCUACGGUGGGUACUCGCGUGUGAAGGCGACGGUGGCGGCCGGUAAGCAGACGAAGCAAGGAGGAGGUGCUGGCGGCUCCAAGAACAUUUUGAAGCCCAUGAUCCACCAGGACUGCUUUUUCUUGAGAAUCACGCAGCCGCCCGCUGAUGCGCCGCCCAACACGGCCCCCACGGUCAGGUGGGAAAAGCGCAAGAAGCCGGCCAACACGCCGAACCCCACACGGGCGGGCGCCACCAUGGCGUACCACAAGGGCCGCGGUAUCAUGUUUGGUGGCGUGCAUGAUGUGGAGGAGAGCGAGGAGGGCAUGGAGAGCGAGUUUUUCAACCAGCUGUUUGCGUGGAACAUUGAGCGCAACCGAUUCUUCCCUAUGGCAUUGAAGAAGGCUAGGGCGCCGGGGAAAAAGAAUGGUGCUGGAAAUGGUGAGGGGAGAGAGAGGGUGGGAAGGAGGGACAGAGCGAGGCAGAACGAGGAAGAGUUGCUUAGACAGCUUGCGGCGCUGCAGGCGGGCGCGAAGGGCGUGGAUGGUGCGGAUGAGAUGGAAAUCGAUGCCCUCUUGAAGAAGCAGAGGGGCGAAGAAGAGGAGGAGGAGAAGGAUGAGAAGAGGAAGGUCAGGGAUAUGCCGGUGUCGAUGGAGAUGCCGCAUCCGAGAUUCAAUGCGCAGCUGGCGGUGCAGGAUGAUGUGCUGUAUAUUUACGGCGGCACGUUUGAAAAGGGCGAUCGCGAGUUCACGCUGGAUGAUAUGUAUGCGAUCGAUCUGGGCAAGAUGGAUGGCUGCAAGGAGAUCUUCAAGAGGGAGGGCGAUGAUUGGAUUGAAUCCGAGGACGAAGAUGACGAUGAGGAAGACGACGAGGAUGAGGACUCGGAUGAAGAGGCGGAUGAUGAGGAGGAUGCUAUGGAGGUCGAUGAUAAGAAGGCCAAGUACACUCCCAGCGACAGGAAGAAGAAGAAGGCCAAGGCAGGCGAAGAGGCCCCCGUCGCUGAGACUGCCCCUAUCGCUGCGGCUCCUGAAGAAGAGGAGGAGAGCGAGGAGACUAGGGUUGAUGACGGCCUGCCACAUCCUAGACCUUUCGAAUCCCGCCGCGAUUUCUUCCAGCGUACCUCGGCCGAGUGGCAGGAGAUUCUCAUGACCAACCUCCGCUGGAAGGGUAUCCAGCCCGAGUCGCUUGCCGUUAAAGAGAUUAAGACCAAGGCGUUCGAGCUUAGUGAGGAGAAGUGGUGGGAUUGCAGAGAGGAGAUCACCGCGCUCGAGGACGAGCAGGAAGCUGCGGGCAUUGGUGAGGUUGUUUCCCUUGCGGACAAGGCGGGCGCUGGUGGCGGUGGUGGUAGCGGUGGUGCUGGGCGUAGGAGGUAAAAUUACCUAACGUUGAAGAAGAAGAAGACGGAAAAGGGGGUUGGGUUUGCAGUGGAGAUAUAUGCGAUAUACCCUGCCUUUACGACUGCUGUUUAUCUACCAUGUAGUAACAGUUUAGACACAAAGGAAAGCAAGACAAAAUCAAAACUGGCGUUGGGCGAUGGAUCUC